Lepisosteus oculatus (spotted gar) is the source of this 3968-nucleotide messenger RNA. Lineage: Eukaryota; Metazoa; Chordata; Actinopteri; Semionotiformes; Lepisosteidae. The record is from RefSeq and is a predicted model, not a curated record.
CCUCCCAGCCACAGGCACAGAUCCUUAGCCACAGUGCCACCGCUCUGCUCUGCCCACCCCCAUGUUGGUGGUACUUCACCAGGGCCUGCUGGCCCCCUACAGAGGCCAGGUUGCCAGACCACUAGUGUCCUCUCUCUGCCUUUGCCUGAGGCCUUGCGUGAGGGAGUUGAUCCACCUGCGGCCGAUGGCAGAGCCUGAUGUUGCCUUGUAGCCUGACACCUGGUCCCCAGCCUGGUCUGCCCCUGGAGGACGACGUUGUUGUAGGACUAAGCUGUCUUCCAAGGGCGGGGGAGCUAUGUAAUGUUCUGCAAACACCUCUCCCCCCCAAUGACCCACGUCUCUCUCGACCUGGGCCCUGACUGCAUCUGUUCCCUCCUGCCUUGCCCUGUGCAAGGAGGCUGCCCAUCUUCCCUGUGUCUCGCUCUGGGAGGUGUCCCAUUCUCUCUCUCUCUCAGGGGUCGGUCUGCCUGCUGUUAAUGAAAGACAAUAAACACCCUGGAGGGGAAACUAAGUCUCUCAUCCUCACUGCUGUUCUCUCGUUGCUGAAUCUGGGAUGCAGGGUGGUUUACUGAAAUAUCCAGUGUAUAUCCUCAAAACCUUCCUCUUCAGGAGCGAGACGAAAUGUGGAGACUCGUUGGCUGGAACCAUUUCUUGAUUAGUUUUGUGUUUUUUGAGCAAGUAAUGGCUGUGACCAAGAACUUACUCCACAUCAGUCAAAGUAACAGUCUUCACAAUGAAGUAGCUGACGAAACCCUAGCUGCACAUUUCCAUUAAAAGAGGCCCUUCUAUUUCAGGAAGGUAGUAUCGAUGAAUACGCUGUUUGGCCUGUAAAAAAUAUUUUUAUUUGAUACCAGCUUCAAGUCAGGUUGGCGUUGCAGCCCUGGGUUGAGUUCUUGAGGAGGCGUGCGUGCGUGCGUGCGUGCGUGCGUGCGUGCGUCCGUCCUGUAAUUGAGUGGCAUCCCAUUCAGGGUGUACCCCACCCUACUCUAGUUGCUUUCUGGGAUACGCUCCAGCUCUCCCUGCAGCCCUGAAGUGGAUAAAGCAGAUAGGAAACAGAUGGAUCGCCAGGCGUUUUGUAACGGAGCUGUGCCACAUCAAAAGAAAAAUAUGGGUCUCCCUUGCUCACUAUCCCUCGUUUCUCACUUAUACAAUCUCAUCUACAAACAGAGCGUGCAGGAUUCAUUCUGUUCAUUCUGCUGAAGAGAGUUCAAGCGCAGCGCCACUUUCGGUUUCGGGCUGGGUGUGGAUGUGUUAUUCAGCAGGGGGCUGGAAGGAGGAACAGCUGCAGGGCUGAGAUAUCAGUCUCCGGGCUGUGUCUCCCCCUGAUACUGUGUCGUCAGUGCUGCUUCAUCUUAAGAGCUGUGUGAGAGACACUCCUCACUCUGGGAUUCUCACUGGGAGACUGUCUGUGUCUUCAGUGCUGCUUCAUCUUUAGAGCUGUGUGAGAGACACUCCUCACUCUGGGAUUCUCACUGGGAGACUGCCUGUCUGUUCCUGGGAUGAAGUUGGAGUUGGAGUCAGUAUGGAUUCUAAUAAUUCUGCUUUCCUUUCUCCAGAUCCCUGUCUCAAUAUCAGAGACGUUCCGGGUUCUGGGCCCAGCGGGUCCUGUUGUUGCUGCAGCUGGUGAAGACACUGUCCUGCCCUGUUACCUCUCACCCAGUAUCAGUGUGCUGGAUCUGGAGAUCAGGUGGUUUAGAGGGGACUUCUCAGAACUUGUAUUUUUAUACCGUAAACAUAAGAAUCUCUUUGAUUAUCAGCUCCCGUCCUACAAGGGGAGGACUGAUCUCUUCCCAGAGGAAUUCCCAAGAGGCAACGCCUCUCUAAGCCUGAAGGACGUGCGAGGAACCGAUGAUGGCCUGUAUACCUGCCUGGUUCAGUCAGCAGACUGGUACAAGGAAGCUAUGAUUGACUUAGCUGUGAGGGCUCUGGGGACCCAGCCCUCGGUGUCUCUCCACUCCACUGGAGGGGGUCAGACCCAGCUGGUGUGCAGGUCAGAGGGGUGGUUCCCUGCACCUGCGGUGACCUGGACAGACAGGGAUGGACAGGAUGUGACGUCACUGUCCAGCACCACAGUGGAGAGGGACAGUCGGGGGCUCCUCAGUGUCAGCAGCUACCUCCCGGUCAAACAGGAGUCCAACAUCUUCUCCUGCCUGGUGAGAAGUGCAGUGCCUUAUCCAGACAGGGGGUCUCUCCUCCACAUAAGCGAGGACAUUUCCCCAGGGCCAUCUGGGUGGAUGGUGGCUCUCCUCUUGACUCUGAUUCUCAGUGUUGGGUUGACCAAUCUACUGAUUAAGAAGUGGCGGAAACUGCACGAUUUUCCCCAGCUUCACAAAGAACUCGACACAGUGACACGUUGUUGUAAAUCAGCGGAUGUGGCUCUGGACCCUGACACAGCACACUGUGAGCUCAUUAUAUCAGGCAGUGGAAAGGUACUGCGGAGGGGGAACUGGAGAGUUGUCUCUGACAAUCCCAAGAGGUUCAACCGCUGGUUCGCUGUCGUGAGCAAGGAGGGCUUCUCCUCGGGGCGACACUACUGGGAGGUGAAGAUCACCCUCACAAACGCCAGGCCUGGAACUGGCUGGACUGAGCGUGCAGGAGUCUUUGUUUAUUCAUUCUGCUGGAGUGAGUUCAAGGGCAGCGCCACUUUCAGUUUCGAUCUGGAGGUGGGGGCGAUAGACUGGUUCAGUGUGGGGACCCAGCCCUCAGUGUCUCUCCACUCCAAUGAAGGGGGUCAGACCCAGCUGGUGUGCAGGUCAGAAGGUUGGUUCCGUAAACCUGCAGUGAACUGGACAGACAAGGAUGGACAGGACGUGACAUCACUGUCCAGCACCACAGCAGAGAGGGACAGACAGGGGCUCCUCAGUGUCAGCAGCUACAUCCCAGUCAAACAGGAGUCCAACAUCUUCUCCUGCCUGGUGAGAAGCACAGUACCGCAGCUCGACUUGGGGUCUGAGCUACACAUACCCAGAGAUUUUUCCCCAGGACCUUCUGGGUGGAUGGAGGCUCUCAUCUUGACUCUCUUUCUCAGUGCUGGGGCAGCUGCUCUGCUGAUCAUCAACUGGAGAAAACUGCAUGACUUCCCUUUGCUCCACAGAGAACUUGAUAUAGUGAGACGUUGCUGUAAAUCAGAAUGGGAGUGGGUUUGCAGGUCUGCUGUGGAUUUGACUCUGGAUCCCGAAACCGCACAGUGCGAGCUGGUGCUGUCAGGGGAUGGGAAGAGAGUGCGGUUUGGAGAGCUGAAAGAUGUUCCUGACAAUCCUAAGAGAUUUAAUCACUGGUGCUGCAUCCUGAGCAGGGAGAGCUUCACCUCGGGGCGCUAUUACUGGGUGAUACAAGUGAAUGAGUGGUGCACAGUGGGAGUGACCAAAGAGUCUGCCUGCAGGAAAGGGGCUUUCAGCUUCACCCCUGAGCAGGGAUACUGGGCUUUGGCGAGUCAUUCGUCUCGUCUCUUUGCUUUCACUGACCCAUGGACCCCACUCCCAAAUAGCCUGCUGCCCCGGAAGAUGGGGUUGUGUCUUGAUAUAGGGGAGAGGCAGGUCUCCUUUUACAAAGUGGAAUCCAGAUCUCAUAUCUACACCUUCACUGGCUUGGAAUUCAGAGAAGGAGAGAGACUUUUUCCAUUCAUCUACACACGCGCAGAAAAAGACAUUUCAAUAGUAUCUCCAAAGGAUCACUAAAGAUCCAGCUCAUCCUUCUACUGUAUGCAUAGUGGAUGAGUGCCUUUAUAACCCAUACAAAGAGGAUUUUGAACUGAUUUAGGUUUGCCGUAGCAAAAGUGUGUGUGUGUGGGGGGGGAAUGUUUAUGCAAUCACCAUAUUUUAAGUUCGAAUUUUCUUUCCAGUUGGUGCUGACUUAAGCGCUUUCCCCAGAAGAAGAAUAAAUGUGCUCUGUUUUAUAUUUACUUUUAAAGUAUAUACAGUAUAUGCUGUAAACAUCAUUUUCAAGUGCUCUGUCUCAGGUACAAUGAA